Penaeus indicus is the source of this 648-nucleotide messenger RNA. RefSeq lists its product as uncharacterized. The coding region runs from base 1 to 648 and encodes 215 amino acids. The record is from RefSeq and is a predicted model, not a curated record. The transcript is spliced from 3 exons. NCBI's taxonomy places the organism in Eukaryota, Metazoa, Arthropoda, Malacostraca, Decapoda, Penaeidae.
AUGCACAAAUCUCAACGAAGCAACGGAGAAAACAACCACAGUUCGAACCCGGAGACAGAAACGGUAGCAGAACAGCGCUUCUCUCCCUCGCUGCCGAAGGAAACGAGCAGACGACGAGUAGAUUACGAGUGGAUUACCGGUAGACGACGAGUAGAUUACGAGUGGAUUACCGGUAGACGACGAGUAGAUUACGAGUGGAUUACCGGUAGACGACGAGUAGAUUACGAGUGGAUUACCGGUAGACGACGAGUAGAUUACGAGUGGAUUACCGGUAGACGACGAGUAGAUUACGAGUGGAUUACCGGUAGACGACGAGUAGAUUACGAGUGGAUUACCGGUAGACGACGAGUAGAUUACGAGUGGAUUACCGGUAGACGACGAGUAGAUUACGAGUGGAUUACCGGUAGACGACGAGUAGAUUACGAGUGGAUUACCGGUAGACGACGAGUAGAUUACGAGUGGAUUACCGGUAGACGACGAGUAGAUUACGAGUGGAUUACCGGUAGACGACGAGUAGAUUACGAGUGGAUUACCGGUAGACGACGAGUAGAUUACGAGUGGAUUACCGGUAGACGACGAGUAGAUUACGAGUGGAUUACCGGCCGCCUACGCUGCACUCCAUCAGGCAAAUUGCAAGAUCGCUGGUAG